GAGCGAGCUCGAUUUCAUUGUGGUAGGAGCGACGCGUGAAGCUCCGCGCCUCGCAGGUGUCAAUGCAGAUCUCGCAUCCAUUGUGCUCCUUGAUAAUGAGUAAAUAACGCGCGGAUGGGUUGUUCCAUCACCCUUAAGAUGAGUGGCUGCCGUGUCUUUGUUGGACACUUGAGCUCCCGUGCUCGUGAACGGGAUGUGGAGAAGUUCUUCAAGGGAUAUGGGCGCAUACGAGAAAUCCAUCUGAAAAAUGGAUUUGGCUUUGUGGAAUUCGAAGACCACAGGGAUGCUGAUGAUGCAAUUUAUGAACUAAAUGGUAAAGAGCUGUGUGAUGAAAGGGUCACAAUUGAACAUGCUCGAGCCCGAAGAGGAAGGGGAAGAUUCUCACAACGGUUCAGUUAUUACCAGUCGCAGAGUGGAUCUAGCCGGUAUGGGCCUCCUGUUCGUACUGAACACAGGAUCAUUGUUGAAAACCUUUCAUCCCGUAUCAGCUGGCAGGACUUGAAAGAUGUCAUGAGAAAGGCAGGGGAGGUCACUUAUGUGGAUGCACACAGAAACAACAGGAAUGAAGGGGUUGUGGAGUUUGCAUCUUACAGUGACAUGAAGAGUGCUCUGGAAAAGCUGGAUGGCACUGAGCUGAAUGGACGCAGAAUUAAACUGACUGAAGACCACAGAAGGCAUAGAAGCAGAUCUCGGUCGAGGAGUUACUCAAGAUCUCGCAGCAGGUCCAGGUCCACGGGAUCUUCCCGCUCGGACAGCCGCUCCCGCUCGCGCUCCCGGUCCCGCUCCAGGUCCCGCUCCCGCUCUCGGUCCCGCUCUCGCUCUCGAUCCCGCUCUCGCUCUCGCAGUCGCACUCCCAAAAAGAGUUACUCCCACAAAAGCCACCGCUCCAGCUUGAUAGCUUCUUCCCCCUCUCCCUCUUCUUCUAAAAGAAAAUCUCGUUCUAGGUCGAGCUCUGCUCACAGCCGUAGUUAACCUGCUUUGAGAGAUGUAUUAAUUAAUUUGAUUCAAGUUUCUUCAAGACUUGAGACAAGUUUUAUGUGAGAUCUGGGAGGGGAAGAGUUAACAUGAUGAAAGGGUGACCUCCUCUUACAUUGCCAAAGUGCCUGUCAUCAAAUAGGCCAUCUCUGUGAGGAGGGGCUGGCUGUCAGCUUUCUUCUUUCAGUGAAGUCUGGAGUGGGAAGUCUUUUUUAUUUUUUUCCCUGCUAUUAGUAAACAUUUCUAUCAUAGAUAUAUUAUGUACACAUAAUGCUGAGGUAAUGGGAUGAGACAAUACGCUGCUUUCUCCCUCUCUUGCCCCUACUUUCCCCUCCACCUCCAAGGCCUUUGACUUCCAAAAUACUAUGUUAGCUUUUGUCCUUGGUAUUAAGUCUGAGAACAGGAAGUAUAGAUUUAAUUCCUUUAAGGUUCUGUGGCUACUUUUCUGUGCGAGAAUGAAUGGACCAGAUAAAAUUAGUUUAGAGUUCCCCUUUUUCCCUGUUGCUUGGCUUAACAGGCUGUUUAAGUUCCAGCUUUACAUGACCUUGACAAUAUGCUUAAUUUGCAAAAGACUUUCAGGAAUACACAUUGGUUAGUUGAAUAUUGCUCACUUGGAUAAUGGAUUAAUACAAUGUUAAGCAGUAAUGAAAGCUGGAAUUUUCUGUUAAAGUAAGACAUACCAUCCAGAUGUCAGGUUUAUUGGGAAUCCAUUAUAAUAAUUUUACAGUAAUUCACUAGUAUGUGGUAUUGUAUGUAUAGGCCUUAUUUGACAGGUGACUUCAUAAAACUGCACAGAAAUGUCAAUAUGCAUGUCCAUGUUUUUGAUGUUUAUAAAAGUGACAUAGCUUUCAUACCCAAAAGUGUGAUACUGAAUAACAUGUGUAUGACUAGCAAUAGUCUUGAUGGAAAGGAAGGUUAUUUUAGUAAUGAGAGCAGCAAAAAAAAUUCCCAGGAAAAGUGUUGUCAAAAUCUCCGGAAUGCACACUUGUUUUGAUUAUUAGAAAUUUCCACUGCAAAUACUGUUGUUCUUACAAUUUGGAAUUAGAUAUUUUUUUUUAACUUCUGUAUUGUCAAAGAAGGGAAACAUUUUUGGAAGAAAUAUGUAAAUUAAUCCCAAAGUCUUACAUGUAUUUAAAUGUACCAUUCCUAAUAAAAUCAAUCCUUUUUCUGGCUUA
This is a messenger RNA of Melospiza georgiana, 2150 nucleotides long. Its product is annotated as serine/arginine-rich splicing factor 5-like. The record is from RefSeq and is a predicted model, not a curated record. Gene Ontology annotation, cellular component: cytoplasm; ribonucleoprotein complex; nucleus. Bases 115 to 972 code for a protein of 285 amino acids. The transcript has 8 exons. NCBI's taxonomy places the organism in Eukaryota, Metazoa, Chordata, Aves, Passeriformes, Passerellidae. Gene Ontology annotation, molecular function: mRNA binding.